UUUAUCCUCUCUGUUGUCUGGUUGUCAACUUGUCUCUUUAUCUUCCCAUGCAGGUCCCGAAUUGAUUGGGAAAAAAUAACGUUGUUAACAUGGAGACUGCAGUGUUCACCUGCUGGCUCCUUUUCCUGCUGUUCAACCCAGCUGUUCCCACAUGUUUACCCACUGACUUCACCCUGUACGUGGAGAGGCCAGAGUGUGACUUCUGUGUGGCGGUCAACACAACCAUCUGCAUGGGAUUUUGCUACUCAAGGGACAGCAACAUGAGGUAUAUACUCGGCCCACGCUUCCUCAUCCAGAGUGGCUGUACGUAUGACAAGGUGGAAUACCGCACAGCCAUACUGCCCGGCUGCCCCAUCGAUGCCAACCCCGUCUUCACCUACCCUGUUGCUCUCAGCUGCCACUGUGAUUCCUGCAGGACUGACAGCGAUGAGUGCGCACACAGGGCCAGCGUGGACAGACCCGGGUGUACUAAGCCAGUAAGACGUAUCUACCCAUAUCCUGACCAGAGCAACUACAUGAUCCCUUUCUGAUUCUUCUGUGGUUUUCAACUUGUCCUUAUUUUGUAAAAAUGACCAUGCUGAAACGACAUGAUUCAUGAAUGUUUAGAGAACUGACAAACGUCACCCGAUAGCUUGUGGUAGAUAUGGGGAUAUCUACACUGUGUGUACCUUUUGUACCAGCCUGUUUUAUUGUGUCUUUGUUGCCCAACGUGUCUGUGCUGCAGCUCUGCUUCUCAGUUUACAAUGGGGGGGUUUAUCCUGGUGCGUAUUUUUGUCUGCGUCAUUAUUUAUCCUCCUGUCCUCUCAUGUGAGUGUGACUCCCAGACAUAUUAUGUUCACUCUGAAAGGGAUACUCUGAAUGCAACUCUAUUAAAGCUGAAGCCUCUAAAUAGCUCUCUGACUAAGCUGUGACUUGACUUAAUCACAUCCUGUGCCGGACCAUACUGUAGCUUUCUGUUUACUACAUAACAAACACACAAGGCCAGUGACGCUCCACAAUGUCACCUCGGAUAUUUUUGCCUCGGCAGUCACUCUGGAAAGCACAUGAUUUCUGACACACCUCUUCUUAUUAAAUGGAUUAUCAGUGAGCAUGUUAAACCACAGAGAUUAGCCAAGAAGAGUCACCAAAGACCUAAAUUAUAGUGGGACUUUGUUAUCUGUUGAGUAAU
This is a messenger RNA of Centropristis striata (black sea bass), 1168 nucleotides long. RefSeq names its product thyroid stimulating hormone subunit beta a (gene tshba). The record is from RefSeq and is a predicted model, not a curated record. The transcript has 2 exons. Gene Ontology annotation, biological process: G protein-coupled receptor signaling pathway. The coding region runs from base 90 to 530 and encodes 146 amino acids. Gene Ontology annotation, molecular function: hormone activity. Lineage: Eukaryota; Metazoa; Chordata; Actinopteri; Perciformes; Serranidae. Gene Ontology annotation, cellular component: extracellular region; cytoplasm.